AUGCCAGAAAAGCGCAGAGCUGUUCGUGGAGUAUUUAUCUACACCUACGAUGACAAUUACAAUGGAAAAGAAAUUGAAAUGCAUGAAUUGAACCCACAAACAUUCAAAAAAUUAAUAUCUUCUAAAGAUUAUGUUGGAAAAUCAGUUGCAAUUAAGAGUGCAUUCAAUCUGAUUUCAUUUUUUGAUGGACGAUGCGAGGCAACUAUAAGUUGUAAACCAGAAAUUCAUGAGUGCACAGAAAGACCAUGUGAAUGUACUACAACUACAACAACUUCAACAACACCUAGAACAACUUCAACAACACCUAGGACAACUUCAACAACACCUAGGACAACUUCAACAACACCUUCAACAACUUCAACAACAACAACACCUUCAACAACUUCAACUACCACAACACCUUCGACAACUUCAACAACAACAACCUCAACAAAAAGAACCACAAAGACAUAUAUCCCUCCACCUGGUGUUUCUCGACAGACAUACACUCGCUGGGCUGGAUCUUAUAGAAGAUAUACAGGACAUUAUUCAUUUGGAUACUCUUGGAAACCGUUUACUGGUGGAAAUUCAUGGAGAACAAGACGAUAUUCAUCAGAAACAACGACAACAACUGAACGAUACAGGCAGAAAGAACUUAAAACAGAAUUUAAUCCGAUUGAAAAUAAUUGAAUAAGUUUUUAAAAUAUUAGCAGAAUUACAACA
Messenger RNA from Chironomus riparius, 702 nucleotides. The record is from the annotation of a GenBank genome assembly. Lineage: Eukaryota; Metazoa; Arthropoda; Insecta; Diptera; Chironomidae.